This is a messenger RNA of Pocillopora damicornis (cauliflower coral), 570 nucleotides long. RefSeq names its product ATP-binding cassette sub-family C member 4-like. The record is from RefSeq and is a predicted model, not a curated record. Gene Ontology annotation, cellular component: membrane. Gene Ontology annotation, molecular function: ABC-type transporter activity; ATP hydrolysis activity; ATP binding. NCBI's taxonomy places the organism in Eukaryota, Metazoa, Cnidaria, Anthozoa, Scleractinia, Pocilloporidae. Gene Ontology annotation, biological process: transmembrane transport.
AUGGCACCAAAAGGCGGUUACAGGAAAAUCUCUGCUGAUGAAGAUAAAAAAGUCAGUUUUGUAUCUUCACUUCUUUUUUGUUGGAUGAACGAAGUCCUUAGGGAGGGCAGUCAAAGACCUUUGGAUCAAAAUGACUUUUUACCCUUGUCAGAGGAGAACUCUGGCCGUUUUGUCACCGACAAGCUUCGAAAGAGCUGGGAAAGCGAGAAACAUGAUUGCAAGAUGAAUGGGAAAAGGCCCAGACUUUGGAAAAGCGUGUUUGAUAUGCUUUCUGCCAAAGAUGUUAUCAUCAUUUUGACGGGGAAUGUAUUAUGUACAACUUCUCGCCUUCUCUUUCCACUGUUUCUCGGGUAUCUUGUUUCUGAGCUAACGUCAAGUGAGGCAGAGAAUACUUAUCGGCUCUACACCUGCGCAUUAGCUAUGUGUCUCAAUGGUUUGAUUGGUGGUCUUGGUAUGCACCAGCGAGACUACAGAUGUGAAAUAUUAGGGAUCAAAAUAGGAAGUGCCCUAAGGGGACUGGUGUAUCACAAGGUAGGCACGAUCUUAAAGAGCAUUCUAUGCAUUUUUUGA